GUACAGAACGCGACCUUCAAACCCGGAACCAGAAAUGUGUUCGUUUACCGUCAAGACAUGUUGCUGCUUUUUAUCUUUAGGACGAGGCCUGGUCAUUUUUGGCAUUAUUGAUUUAAUUUUUGAUUUGCUGGACUUAUUUAAAAUUGAUAUCUACCUGAGUGAGGAUAAUUUUUUAGAAAUCAACUUUGCAACUGUUGAUUCAUUUGGAGAAGACAUACAGAAUGUUAUUGCCUUGGUGGACAUAGUGUGCUCCACUAUUCUUCUUCUUGGAGUUUAUAAGGUAAAAUACUACUAUGUGAUGAUCUGGUGGUGGUGGUCAUUGUUGCAGAUAUCUUGGAUGAUGUACUUUGGGCUCGAGUUCCUUGAUUUUUAUCCCUUAAAUGCUAUAGAUAUUGUAAUAGCAUGUACAGUAACUUGUCUCUUUGCAUACCGAGCUGUCAUAGCAAAAUCCUUUGCAGUGUCGCUUCAAAAUAAGUCUCGGAAACUCUCAGGCAGCGAGAUCUACCGUGUGGUUUAAUUAUAUUAGUACCUUCUGCACUUCCAUUCUUAAUCAUGAAAUCUGCAGGAUACAUUGACAGCCGUACAACAUAACUAUGUAACACAGUACACUAUUUGAGUAAAAAGUUUUUAAUCUGUAUGUUUUGGAUUAGGUUGUUAAAGCUGCUAUCAUUUUUCUAUUUUUGAAAAGGCUGUUCAUUUGAGCAACAGUCUUAGGUGGCCCAAUGCCAGCUCUUUGACAAGAAGUGUAACAAACAUGUUUAAAAGUUCCCUUGGUCUGAGUAGCAUAAAGUAUGUACCUUGGAAAACACUUUAGAUGUUGAGAAGGCUGGGAAGUUUUUGACUUGUUGUAUGAAGGUUUAAACGCUGGAUGAUGAAAAUUAUAGAAUUGUUAGUAAUGAUUGGUAUGACAUAACUUCAUUGGCGAUGUUACUGGUAUAUUUUAGAAUACUUGUUUUACAUUUUAUUUCACAAAUAAAAGUUUCAGUUUUA
This is a messenger RNA of Macrobrachium nipponense, 990 nucleotides long. RefSeq lists its product as uncharacterized. The record is from RefSeq and is a predicted model, not a curated record. The transcript is spliced from 6 exons. Lineage: Eukaryota; Metazoa; Arthropoda; Malacostraca; Decapoda; Palaemonidae. The coding region runs from base 35 to 517 and encodes 160 amino acids.